UCGCGGCCGUCACUUGUUUGUGGCGUCUGAGGUAAACAUUGUCCUGCUGGCCACAGUGCUGCUCACACUGCUCUACGCUGAUCUACGCUGCUCUACGCUGCUCUACACUACGGGCUCUGUUCUACACUACCGGCUCUGCUCUACACCUUACCCCACUACUCUACAAGACACCGUAGCAGCAAGUUAGCACCAUGAACGCGCCGCCAACCUUCGAGUCAUUUCUCCUUUUUGACGGAGAAAAGAAAAUUCUUAAAGAGGUUGACACUAAGGUACCUAAUGCUGCCAUCUACACCAUCAACAAGGAAGAUCACACUCUGGGUAACAUGAUCCGUAUGCAGCUGCUCAAGGACCCAAAUGUAAUGUUUGCUGGCUACAAGAACCCACAUCCCCUAGAACACAAGGUUGUGCUUCGUGUUCAGACAACAGAUGCCAGCUACACCCCACAUGAUGCCUUCAUGAAUGCCAUCACCGACCUCAUCUCUGAACUCUCGCUUCUAGAGGAAAGAUUCCGAGAGGCCAUACGAGAGAAGAAGGAAGGGUUCGACUAAGGUUCAUUGUACUGUACAGUACUUGGUAUUAUUCAUUCUCAUGCCAUUAUUUUAGUAACUUAUCACACAUCAUUAAGCCUUAAGAAUUAAGACAUUAUUUUUAUAGGGUUAGGUGGGACAUUUAAGCUGCAGAUGUAAAAUUAUCUUCUCUUUGUAAUUGUAGGUUUCUCUACAGGAAGUUAGUUUCUGAAUAGAAAAUGUAUGAUUGUUUAAUGUCAUGUAUGUGUUCAUAAUAUUGCAAAAGCAUAUGUUGUUAAUUUGCUUAUAACUAUAUCCCGACUGUACAUUAGUCAAUUUUUUUUGUCACAUUAUAUUUAGGAGUUCAGCAUUGUUUGUUUUAAUUAAAUCACAUACCACUGUUUGUAUGUAGAUUUCUUUGGAUUUAUUAUACCGUUACAAAAUGUUUCAACCUAACCAAUAAAUAGCAUUUACUUUA
This is a messenger RNA of Procambarus clarkii (red swamp crayfish), 984 nucleotides long. RefSeq names its product DNA-directed RNA polymerase II subunit RPB11 (gene Polr2J). Gene Ontology annotation, molecular function: DNA binding; protein dimerization activity. The record is from RefSeq and is a predicted model, not a curated record. Gene Ontology annotation, cellular component: RNA polymerase II, core complex. Gene Ontology annotation, biological process: transcription by RNA polymerase II. NCBI's taxonomy places the organism in Eukaryota, Metazoa, Arthropoda, Malacostraca, Decapoda, Cambaridae.